Messenger RNA from Vitis riparia (riverbank grape), 1171 nucleotides. RefSeq names its product basic endochitinase-like. The coding region runs from base 44 to 1018 and encodes 324 amino acids. The transcript has 3 exons. NCBI's taxonomy places the organism in Eukaryota, Viridiplantae, Streptophyta, Magnoliopsida, Vitales, Vitaceae. The record is from RefSeq and is a predicted model, not a curated record. Gene Ontology annotation, biological process: defense response to fungus; carbohydrate metabolic process; chitin catabolic process. Gene Ontology annotation, molecular function: chitinase activity; chitin binding.
CUAAGUCCAUAGAGAGCUGAGGUUCAAAUUCACUAGGCCAAAAAUGAGGAUUUGGGGCUUGCUUUUGUUCUCAUUUCUGUUACUAGUUGGAGCCAGCUUCGGACAAGAGCAAUGUGGAAGCCAAGCUGGUGGAGCAUUAUGUUCAGGAGGGCUGUGCUGUAGCCAAUAUGGUUACUGUGGCAGCACUCCUGCCUACUGCUCCACUGGCUGCCAGAGCCAAUGUACUUCUGGUGGUUCCCCUUCUACUCCCUCCACUCCAACCCCUACUCCCAGUGGAGGCGGUGGGGAUAUAAGUUCUCUCAUUAGCAACUCUCUAUUUGAGCAAAUGUUGAAGCACCGAAAUGAUGCUGCUUGCCCGGGCAAAGGCUUCUACACUUACGAAGCUUUCAUUUCUGCUGCCAAGUCCUUUGGAGGUUUCGGAACGACUGGUGACACAGACACCCGUAAAAGAGAGAUUGCUGCCUUUCUGGCUCAAACUUCGCAUGAAACCACAGGUGGUUGGGCAACUGCUCCGGAUGGCCCAUAUGCAUGGGGAUACUGCUUCGUUCAGGAACAAGGGAACCCUGGAGACUACUGUGUUGCCAAUCAACAAUGGCCAUGCGCUGCUGGGAAAAAAUACUACGGCCGGGGUCCCAUCCAAAUUUCAUACAACUACAACUAUGGUCCAGCAGGAAGAGCCAUUAACUACGAUCUCCUAAACAACCCGGACGCUGUGGCAACUGACGCAACCAUUUCGUUCAAGACUGCUUUAUGGUUCUGGAUGACCCCACAAUCACCAAAACCCUCAUGCCACGAUGUCAUCACAGGCCAGUGGACGCCAUCAAGUGCUGACACAGCCGCGGGUCGUGUUCCUGGUUAUGGAGUCAUCACAAACAUCAUCAAUGGUGGAAUUGAAUGUGGGAAAGGCUCUAACGCGCAGGUUGAGGACCGUAUUGGUUUCUAUAAGCGAUACUGCGAUAUAAUGGGAAUCGGCUAUGGCAAUAACCUGGAUUGCUAUAACCAAAGCCCUUUUGCUUGAUUAAUUAGGGCCUUAAAUUGCUCUAGUUCUCUCUCUCUCUCUCUCUCUCUCUCUCUCUCUCUCUCUCUCUGAGACUGAGCUGCUGCCAACUACGUGUAACCUGAAGAAAUAAAUAAUCAAUAAAAGUGGGUUUAUCCAACCCAAAUAAACAAA